Gaeumannomyces tritici R3-111a-1 is the source of this 1436-nucleotide messenger RNA. RefSeq lists its product as hypothetical. The transcript has 3 exons. The record is from RefSeq and is a predicted model, not a curated record. NCBI's taxonomy places the organism in Eukaryota, Fungi, Ascomycota, Sordariomycetes, Magnaporthales, Magnaporthaceae. The coding region runs from base 264 to 1256 and encodes 330 amino acids.
CGAAGUCCGAUCAUCGAAACCCGCGGGAUUCAAUGCCGGGGGAUUUCCGGAAUCCAAAACCGUCCGAAGUUUCUCGCCAAAACAUUUAUAGAACGCUCAUCUCGCCGUUGUUUGAUGCAAGAUAAGAAAACACCAGAAUUAGCAGACAGAUCAGAUCACCUUGACCAUCAUACCUAAAACCAUAAAACCGUACCCCAGCUACCCCUUUGUCCGGCUCCUCGGGACUCUGACACACACAGAAUUCAAGCAAACCCACCCUGAUCAUGGCUUCCUCCCUCAUUGGCCUCGUCAAGCAAGUCUUCCCAGGCAAGCCAAACUUCAAGCAAGAUGACCUCCCGGAUUUGACGAACAAGGUUAUCAUCGUUACUGGGUCCAACACGGGCGUCGGUAAGGAGCUCGCCCAGAUCCUCUACGCCAGGAACGCCCACGUCUACGUCAUGGCUCGCUCCGAGGACAAGUCGCAAAAGGCGAUGGACGACAUCAGAGCAGCCGUGCCGCAGUCCCAGGGCCGCCUGACCUUCCUCCGCCUCGACCUCGCGGACCUGCCCGCCGUCAAGGCCGCCGCCAACGAGUUCACGCGGCGGGAGCAGCGGCUGGACGUGCUCUUCCACAACGCUGGCGUCGCCUUCCCCGAGGCCGGGUCCCGGACCGCGCAGGGGACCGAGCUGGUGCUGGGCGUCAACGUGCUGGGGCCGUUCCUGCUGACGCGCCUGCUGACGCCCAUGGUCGAGGCGACGGCCGCGCUCCCGUCGUCGCCAAAGGGGUCCGUCCGCGUCGUCUGGGUCGCGUCCUCGGCCGCCGAGGCGGUCAGUCCCAAGGCGCUCAAGGGCGCGCUGGCCGGCUGGGAGGGGCUGUCCAAGCCGAACCAGUACUUCUACAGCAAGCUCUGCAACUACCUGCACGCGGCCGAGUUCGCCGCCCGCCACCGGGGCGAGCACAUCCUGUCGGCCUCGCUGAACCCGGGCAACCUCGACUCGGAGCUGUGGCGCACCCAGGGCCGCGUGACCCUCUUCCUCAUGCGCAAGACGAUCCUGUACCCAUCCGUGUAUGGGGCCUAUACGUGCUUGUUUGCGGGAUUCUCGCCCGAGAUCAACCUGGAGACCACCGGCAGUCAUGUUGCUCCAUGGGGAAGGCUGUGGCAAGGGCACAUUUCCAAGGAGAUGGCCGAUGCUGGCAAGCGCAAGUCCGAAGGUGGAAGCGGAAUUGCGAGUGAAUUCUGGGACUGGUCCGAGGAGCAGAUCAAGCAGUAUCUCUGAGAUUCUCUCGGGCUGUUGUCGUCUUGGAUGGAAUGGAAAGGUGUGGUUGAAAUAAGCAGGGGCGUUGCGGGUUCCUUUUAUAUGGUAGGAAAUGGUUUCUUGGGUAAUAAUAGGCAUAUUUUUGGAGUUAUUAUUUCUUUGGUUAAUUUGUAGGAAUUGAUAGAACAGGUACGGCUCCCG